AUGCACAGCGUAGAAAAGCGCGCUAAGUAUGAAAACUUUAACUUGAAUCUCCUAUCUAUCUAUCUAUCUAUCUAUCUAUCUAUCUAUCUAUCUUUCGGCCUAUCUUGGCACACGGCCAUCGUUAUGGGGUACCCAUUGAAAAUCCGGAUUCUGCAAGAUAUUUUGCUAUUCCAACACCAAAUCAAUGUUUUGUCUAUAUGUCCAUCUAUAGAAAUAUCUAUUCUUUCUUUUCUCUAUCGAAAAUAUUUGUACAAAUACCGAAACAUUAGAAGUACUUGGCCUGACAUUCUCUCUCCCUCUCUAUCUCUCGUUUUUGCUCUCUCUCUCGUUUUUACUCACUCUCUCUCACUGUCUCUCUCUCUCUCUCUCUCUGGGCAUUCUCUCAUUUUCAGUCUGUCCAUUUCUGAUUCAGAGAUUCUUCCCGCACACUCUCACUCUCUCUAUGUGACUCUCCUCCCUCUCUCCCCCUCUCACCUUGAGUCUAAAACUCCCUCUCUAAUUCUGAAACGCUGCCACUUAACAGAAUAUCUUUCAUUCUUUCAAAACCUCUUUUAUUUUACGGUUUCUCUUUCAAACAAGUCUUUCCGUGAAUUUCUCAUUCUCUCUGUCUCUCUCUAUAUCUGCAUUUUUGUCUCUUCCUCUCUAUCUCUCUCGCUCUUUCUAUCUCUGUCUUUUUGUCCCUCUGCCUUUCUCUUUCCCUCUGCCCUUCUCUCUCCCUCUUUCCCUCCCUAA
Molecule: messenger RNA, 732 nt
Organism: Acanthosepion pharaonis
Lineage: Eukaryota; Metazoa; Mollusca; Cephalopoda; Sepiida; Sepiidae
Source: the annotation of a GenBank genome assembly